Phyllostomus hastatus (greater spear-nosed bat) is the source of this 5885-nucleotide messenger RNA. RefSeq names its product solute carrier family 12 member 3 (gene SLC12A3). Gene Ontology annotation, cellular component: membrane. The record is from RefSeq and is a predicted model, not a curated record. Gene Ontology annotation, biological process: sodium ion transmembrane transport; potassium ion homeostasis; sodium ion homeostasis. Gene Ontology annotation, molecular function: sodium:potassium:chloride symporter activity. The coding region runs from base 26 to 3112 and encodes 1028 amino acids. The transcript has 26 exons. NCBI's taxonomy places the organism in Eukaryota, Metazoa, Chordata, Mammalia, Chiroptera, Phyllostomidae.
CCCUCCCCUGACACCCAGAGCCACGAUGGCAGAGCUGCAGGCGUCUGAGAUGCCGGGGGACUCCACUCUGUGCAGUGGGCGCUUCACCAUCAGCACACUGUUGGGGGGCGAGGAGCCCCCGCCACCGGCUGCCUAUGACAGCAGCCACCCUAGCCACCUGACCCACGGCAGCACCUUAUACAUGCGAACCUUUGGCUAUAACACCAUUGACGUGGUGCCAGCCUACGAGCACUAUGCCAACAGCGCCCUGCCCGGUGAGCCCCGAAAGGUCCGGCCCACGCUGGCUGACCUGCACUCCUUCCUUAAGCAGGAAGGCAGCCACCUGCACGCCCUGGCCUUUGACGGCCGGCCCAGCCACGAGAUGACGGAUGGGCUCGUGGAGGACGAGGCAGGCGCCAACGUGGAGAAGAGCCCCGGGGAGCCCGUGCGCUUUGGCUGGGUCAAGGGCGUGAUGAUCCGGUGUAUGCUCAACAUCUGGGGUGUGAUCCUCUACCUGCGGCUCCCGUGGAUCACGGCCCAGGCAGGCAUCGUCCUGACCUGGAUCAUCAUCCUGCUCUCGGUCACCGUGACCUCCAUCACCGGCCUCUCCAUCUCGGCCAUCUCCACCAACGGCAAGGUCAAGUCAGGUGGCACCUACUUCCUCAUCUCCCGGAGUCUGGGCCCAGAGUUAGGGGGCUCCAUCGGCCUCAUUUUCGCCUUCGCCAACGCCGUGGGUGUGGCCAUGCACACGGUGGGCUUCGCGGAGACUGUGCGGGACCUGCUCCAGGAGUACGGCUCGCCCAUCGUGGACCCCACCAACGACAUCCGAAUCAUCGGCGUGGUCACCGUCACCGUGCUGCUGGCCAUCUCCCUGGCCGGCAUGGAGUGGGAGUCCAAGGCCCAGGUGCUCUUCUUCCUGGUCAUCAUGGUCUCUUUCGCCAACUAUUUGGUGGGGACCCUGAUCCCCCCGUCUGACGACAAGGCCUCCAAAGGCUUCUUCAGCUACCGGGGGGACAUUUUUGUCCAGAACCUGGUGCCUGACUGGCGGGGCCCCGACGGAAGCUUCUUCGGGAUGUUCUCCAUCUUCUUCCCCUCGGCCACCGGCAUCCUGGCGGGCGCCAACAUCUCCGGGGACCUCAGGGACCCUGCUGUAGCCAUCCCGAAGGGGACACUCAUGGCCAUCUUCUGGACCACCAUCUCCUACCUGGCCAUCUCGGCCACCAUCGGCUCUUGCGUGGUUCGAGACGCCUCCGGGGACCUGAACAACACCCUGACCCCCGGCCUGGGCGCCUGCGAGGGGCUGGCCUGUGGCUACGGCUGGAACUUCACCGAGUGCUCCCAGCAGCGCAGCUGCCACUACGGCCUCAUCAACUACUACCAGACCAUGAGCAUGGUGUCGGGCUUCGCACCCCUGAUCACGGCUGGCAUCUUCGGGGCCACCCUCUCCUCUGCCCUGGCCUGCCUCGUCUCUGCUGCCAAAGUCUUCCAGUGCCUGUGUGAGGACCAGCUGUACCCUCUGAUCGGCUUCUUCGGCAAGGGCUACGGCAAGAACAAGGAGCCGGUGCGCGGCUACCUGCUGGCCUACGCCAUCGCAGUGGCCUUCAUCAUCAUCGCGGAGCUCAACACCAUCGCCCCUAUCAUCUCCAACUUCUUCCUGUGCUCCUACGCCCUCAUCAACUUCAGCUGCUUCCACGCCUCCACCACCAACUCACCCGGGUGGAGGCCCUCGUUCCGCUACUACAGCAAGUGGGCCGCGCUGUUUGGGGCGGUCAUCUCUGUGGUCAUCAUGUUCCUGCUGACCUGGUGGGCGGCCCUCAUCGCCAUCGGCGUUGUCCUCUUCCUCCUGCUCUACGUCAUCUAUAAGAAGCCAGAGGUGAACUGGGGCUCCUCUGUGCAGGCCGGCUCCUACAACCUGGCCCUCAGCUACUCUGUGGGCCUCAACGAGGUGGAGGAGCACAUCAAGAACUACCGCCCCCAGUGCCUAGUGCUCACGGGGCCCCCCAACUUCCGCCCGGCCCUGGUGGACUUCGUGGGCACCUUCACUCGGAACCUCAGCCUGAUGAUCUGCGGCCAUGUGCUCAUCGGACCCCGCAAACAGAGGAUGCCGGAGCUCCGGGCCAUCGCCAACGGGCACACCAAGUGGCUGAACAAGAGGAAGAUCAAGGCCUUCUACUCGGAUGUCAUCGCCGAGGACCUCCGCGGCGGGGUCCAGAUUCUCAUGCAGGCCGCAGGUCUCGGGCGGAUGAAGCCCAACAUUCUGGUGGUCGGCUUCAAGAGGAACUGGCAGUCGGCCCACCCGGCCACGGUGGAGGACUACAUCGGCAUCCUGCACGACGCCUUUGAUUUCAACUAUGGCGUGUGCGUCAUGAGGAUGCGUGAGGGGCUCAACGUCUCGGAGGUGAUGCAGGCACACAUUAACCCCAUGUUUGACCCCGCGGAGGACGGCAAGGACGCCAGCAGGGCCCGGCCAUCGGUCUCUGGCACACUGGACCCCGAGGCCCUGGUGCGGGAGGAGCAGGCCAGUACCAUCUUCCAGUCGGAGCAGGGCAAGAAGACCAUCGACAUCUACUGGCUCUUCGACGACGGAGGCCUCACCCUCCUCAUCCCCUACCUGCUUGGCCGCAAGAAGCGAUGGAGCAAAUGCAGGAUCCGGGUGUUUGUGGGCGGCCAGAUCAACAGGAUGGACCAGGAGAGGAAGGCGAUCGUGUCCCUGCUGAGCAAGUUCCGCCUGGGAUUCCACGAAGUGCACGUCCUUCCCGACAUCAACCAGAAGCCGCGGGCUGAGCACACCAAGCGCUUUGAGGACAUGAUUGCGCCCUUCCGCCUGAACGAUGGCUUCAAGGAUGAGGCCACCGUCGCGGAGCUGAGGCGGGACUGCCCCUGGAAGAUCUCAGACGAGGAGAUUAACAAGAACAGGGUCAAGUCCCUGCGGCAGGUGAGGCUGAAUGAGAUCCUGCUGGAUUACUCCCGAGACGCCGCUCUGGUCGUCGUCACCCUGCCCAUAGGCAGGAAGGGGAAGUGCCCAAGCUCGCUGUACAUGGCCUGGCUGGAGACGCUGUCCCAGGACCUCAGGCCUCCCGUCAUCCUGAUCCGAGGAAACCAGGAGAACGUGCUCACCUUCUACUGCCAGUGACGCCGAGCACAGCCAGGCCUGCCUGCGGCCGAGGAUCCGUGGGACAGCCACCCCUCCACGGGGAAGAGACCUGGGUGCCGUCACAUGCUAACUGGUAGCUUCUGACGGCCCGACUGAAGAAGCCGGUAGAUUUCCAAGCUUUGGCUGGACGCCCCCUCCCGUCGGACGUGUCCUCUGGGCUGGAGAAGCAGCAUUGGAGGCUGGGUGGAAGUUUUUCCGGUGGAUCCAUAGCCCUUUUAAGUUCUUUUGAUUUUGAGUACAGCAAAUGAAGAUUUCAGUCUGUGAUUUAUAGACACGUUUGAGUCAGAGCGCUGGGUGUGCCUCUUGGCCGUUUCUCCAAACAUCUCCUGGGAGUUCUCCCUGACGGUGCCUGCCCCCACCCAAGGCCGGUGCCCCACAUACACACACCUGCAGCCCCUACAGGAGGGUCGAAGGGCCCUUGGAACCUCCGUGAUAACGCAGAUUUCUUUAACCACCUCUCAGCCCCUUCACUUUCAGUAACAAUGUGUCUUCAGUGUUUUGGCUGCUUCUCUGGUAGUCCAGGGUCUUCCAAACUUUGGGGGGCUGCAACCCGCAGUAAGGAAUAUAUUUUACAUUGAGAUAUGGAGGAAGCACACGCUGAAAUGACAGUGCCCCCAAACAAUACUCACCCUUCCUAUGGGGGGGGCACUCUGAUAUUCGCUGUUCUGAUUCUUUUUCUCUUUGGAACGUCGGUUGCAGCCCACUAAAAUGAGUUUGAAACCGACCAAUGGGUGGCGGCCCGUGGUGUGCAAAAGAUGUGAGAAAGGUCUUGAUGGGCCUGACUAACAUCGCCCUCCCCUCCCCACCCCCAGCGAGGAAAGGAGGGGAACUCACAAACAGCACUCCGGAGGGUUAUUGCCAGUGAUGAGGAAAUGUCAGUGAAUGUCAAGAAAGGGCUUCCAAGGAGGGGCAAGACUUAGGGAGUGUUAGGGAGGGUGUUUGGUUUCAGGUUUGGCUGGGGGUGGGUGGGGUGGAGGGUUGGUGAGGGGUGCGGGCAUGGCGAAGGUCAGGAAUGGAGAAGCAGAGCCCUGGGCGUGUGUAAAGAUGGCAAAAGUGAGUGACAGGUCGGAGAGACGCACACCCAGCCCAAGGCCGUGGGAAAGGACAAGGGAGGAGGAGCCCCGGGUAAAAGACAGAGCAAGUGGUGGUGCGGGUGGUCUUAGGAUGGGGGUCAGAGUUGAGAACCUGGGGACGAUGGACCUGGGGUCUGUGCAAGGGUAUUUGGGUUCCUGAGGACUGAGCACCCCCAGAACGCUUGUAGCAGCCGGGUGUGGAUGCAAGAGCAGGCCGAACGUUAGGAGAUGCCCGAUGCUGGUGGGUGGGGCUCCCUGGAAGGGCGUUUCAGAUCUAGGUGCAUGCACACAGCGUAAAGCCAGCCGUUGGUGGACUCGGUGGCCUGGGUCUUUUCCAGUAGCACGGGGGUACGGGGGAAGGAGCGAGGCAUCUUUGGGACUUGUGGACGCCCUCUGAGCCCACUGAAGCACCCACUUAGCCAUGAAGGCAAAAAUCUCUUUCUUAGGGUUUGGACCCAAAGUGUGAGCAGCCAGGGGCCUGGCCCUGAGUGGGUCUGCCCGGGGCCAGCUGUCAUGUGUGGGUUCUUGACUUUGCGUAAGAAAGAUUUCACAACAUGCGUCCAAGCGACUGUGAGGGUACAUUUGUUGAAGCUGCAGACAGUGAAACAAGGAAGGCCUAGCAUAGAAGAAGCCCCAGGAGAGGCCAGGCUGGGCUGCCUUAGCUCACUGGGAAGUCAGAGAGAAAAGGUGGCCUCGGGGACAGGUUCAGGGGAGUAGCCAGGGACACGCUGCCAGCUGCCCAGUGCCUGAGAGUUUAGGAGACGCCUGCCUGUGUUGAAAGAAGUGGAGGGUAAAGAAGGGAAUGGCACCGGCUGCUCCCCAGAGGAAGGGUGUGUGUGCUGGGGCCUUUGUGUUGAGGCUUUUAUAUCUUGCCGGCAGGAAUCUCAGGGGAGGUCUCAGCAGAGUGUCCAUCAGUUCUCCAGGUGCGCCCUUUCAGAGCCACGGUCUCCUCUGAUUGGUCAGUACUGGGGGCGGGGUGGGAGGGCGUUAUCACUGCAGCUGGUCCACGUGUCGUCCACCUGGUUUUGCUGCUUUUCUGGGCUUGGAGCUGAAGUACAGGUGAGGCCUAGAUGUCAGGUCUAGGGAGGUGGAUGACCUUCUGUAUCUGGCUGUACUUUGCGAGGCCAUUGCAUUCAGCUGUCUGAUUCCGUUACCCUAUUCUACUCGCCAAGACACGUUCCUCGCUUCUCACUAUCCUGUCUCAAAAGGACAGAGCAUUUCAUGUCACUGCAGAGAGCAGAGGCUCUGGGGCCCCAGGCCUUUUGCUCAUCGGGAAUCCCUGCUGUGCUGACUGUGGACGGCUCCUCUCCUUCCCGGGGGACCUGGGGACCUCAGAAGGGCGCUCGCCUUGGAGCCAUCCAGUGGACCUGGGACCGACACCCCUGCCCCCCAGCUCCACCAAAGGGGAAGCCUUGGUCAGGGAGUACUCGCCUUUCUAGAGCCUCGUGGGAAACCAGGUCCUGGCAGAGGGGGGCUCCCGCGCCAGACCUCAGGAGACCCUGCUCCAGGGCCAGAAAAUGCGUUGUCUCCCGGCACUUCAAGCAAAAAAACAAAAUUUCACCGUGUUGGAAAACUGAGUUUUUAAUGAUGGUAAUAGCUUUGGGGGGUGAAAAAAAUAGCCUUGAGUUAGCAGAGAGGUCAAAACAAUAAAAUGAAUAAAAAUACAUUCUGUGAGGCAA